AUGGAAAACGACACCAGCCUACCAGGAACCCUGGACGAUUCAGAACGGGCGGGUUUGGCGAUCAUAGGUGUCGCCGGCCUCUGCUCCGCCAUAUGCUCGUUCUCGUUGUUGAGCUACCUGCUGUUCAUCAAUGGACAUUACCCGUCCAGCUGGCGAAUACAGCGGAGCCCACUGGCGACGGGCAUUCGCGAGUUUUGCGCCAAUGCGAUGGGUCGAUACCUCAUGUCAUUGAUGGUCUCCGACUUCAUCCAAGGUACCGCGUUCGCCGCCAAUGUCCGGUGGGCCCAGAGGCGCGGCGUAGUGCAAGACUCGGUAUGCAAGUUCCAAGGCAUUCUAUCGCAGGUUGGCGACAUGGGAAUACCUCUAUGGUCGUUGGUCAUAGCUGUCCACACGUUCUGCCUCCUCUAUAUGAAACGGAAACCUGCGCCUUGGAUUGCAAUUGUUGUUCUGCCCGUCGUGUGGGCAUUUGACAUUGCGAUGCCGCUCAUCGGAACUAUCGGACUCGAAGGACGUUUGAAGCGAGGGUCUUUCUGGGGCCCAUCCGGAGCAUGGUGCUGGGUAGCCGAUAAUUAUCGGUUUUACCGUAUAGCGUUCUUCUAUGCAUGGGUCUUCCUCACACUCUCCUUCUCCGUCAUCAUCUAUACUUUGAUUUACCUCAAGUUCACUGGCAUUUUCCACGGCACUCCUAUACGUUCAGUACCUUCCAGCGUGAGCGAACAGACAAUAAUCACGCAUCGCAUGGUCAAGAUCGCCCGGCGGCUGAUGUGGUAUCCGAUCAUGUACAUGGUCAUUGUUGUUCCUGUGACUAUCUGUCGUCUCGGAAGUCUUGCAGGCUGGGAUGCACCGUUUGGUCUUUACGUAUUCGCAGGUGUAUGUUUCGCCAGCUCCGGCACGAUUAACUCCUUCCUGUUCCUGUUCACCCGACACUCUUUCAUUCUGGAUCGGGUCCGCCCCCGCAUCCAGAUUUCGACGCAUCAAGUGACCGUGGUAGACGACGGCGAAGGCAACACGCGGACAAAACACUCCCAGGAAUAUACCGAUCUCGAUAUGUCCUCUCUCUCCACCUCCACCACGGCCUGUAGAUACGAGCUCAAUUUCGACGGACAUUCGGGGCAUCAGUCGAAGUAAACUUGACACGUGCGUCCCAGCUUCUAGCCAAAAAGAAUUGUUCGAUGCAGUAGCCCCCGAAACUGUCUUUCCGCUCUCAUAUCGCACGUCGCUCUUGCUUUGCUAUCGAAUCUUACUUUAUAAACGUAGUAUUACUACAUUACACUCGUUUAUGUACC
Messenger RNA from Punctularia strigosozonata HHB-11173 SS5, 1286 nucleotides. RefSeq lists its product as uncharacterized. The coding region runs from base 1 to 1128 and encodes 375 amino acids. Gene Ontology annotation, cellular component: plasma membrane. Lineage: Eukaryota; Fungi; Basidiomycota; Agaricomycetes; Corticiales; Punctulariaceae. The record is from RefSeq and is a predicted model, not a curated record. Gene Ontology annotation, molecular function: G protein-coupled receptor activity. The transcript is spliced from 11 exons. Gene Ontology annotation, biological process: adenylate cyclase-activating G protein-coupled receptor signaling pathway.